CCCUUCGGUACAGCCGCUGCGAGGUGACGGCACUCGGCCCUGGGCUGGACCACCGGAGCAAGGGGAGGUCAGGCGGAGGGCUGACGCUCCUGUUCCGCAGACUCCUGCUUUCCAGCAGUUUCCGGGACUGCUGGGGUCAAGGGAAUGUUUUUCUGCCUAGUAACCCCUGAUGAGUUUGCCCGGUGGCUGUUGAAAUCCGAGUAAGCUGUUGGUGUCCGAUGUUCGGACCUGCCUCCCCGCAGUAACUAAAUCCGUCAAGAACCAAAACAUCCGAUUUUCUGUGGGGGUGUGGUAUGUGUCGAGUCUGCUUUCAGGUUCUAAAUGGCUUCUAAGAAGUUGGGAUCCGACUCUCAUGGGCCUUUCAGUUACCUUGAUGAUGUCCCGUUCAAGAUAGGAGACAAGUUCAAAACCCCAGCAAAGGUUGGAUUACCCAUUGGUUUCUGCCUGCCUGAUUCUUCUCAGCUUGUCAGAGAAGCCCAGUAUGACUUCUCACUGGAAAAGAAGACAAUUGAGUGGGCUGAAGACAUCAAAAAAAUUCAGGCUGCCCAGAGAGAAGCGGAACGCAAGGCUGAAGAAGCUCUAGCAAGCUCAAAAGUGGCUCCAGAGGACAGCACCAAGAUGGGGUUCUCAGAGGGACCUUGCCCUGAAGCCAUGCCUCCUCCUAUUAAUCCCAUCCUCGCUAGCCUGCAGCACAAUAGUAUUCUGACUCCUACCCCAGCCAACAGCAGCUCUGUGAAGCAAAAGGUUCUCAGUCCACCUCGUCCAAAGGCAGAUUUCAACCCAGCUGAUUUUGAAUGUGAAGAAGACCCAUUUGACAAACUGGAAUUAAAAACUAUUGAUGAUAAGGAGGAAUUAAAAAAUAUCCUUGAAAUUCAUGUUGGUACUACUGGGCCAAUUGUUGCCCAGCUGUUAGAUAAUACUUUGCCCAAAGGAGGGUCUGAGUCUGUGUUGCAAGAUGAGGAAGUUCUGGCAUCCAUAGAAAGGGCCACAUUGGACUUCAAACCCCUUCACAAACCCAAUGGCUUUAUCACUUUACCACAGUUGGGAAACUGUGAAAAGAUGUCCUUGUCUUCCAAAGUGUCCCUUUCCCCCAUCACUUCAGUGAGCAAUAUCAAAUCCCUGUCAUUCCCUAAGCUUGACUCCGAUGAGGGUGAUCAGAAAUCAUCAAAGCUCACGAGCACUUUCCACAGCACUACCUGUCUCCGCAACGGCACUUUGCUCAGCUCUUUGCAAACCUGUGCUCAGAGCAAAGCCAGUGAACUGAAUGGACACCAUAUGGUUGGUUUUUCCGCUCUAAAUGAGGACAGUGGCAGGGAGACAUCAGCAUUAUCCUCUUCAUCCAGGCUGUCUUCUCUGGCUGUUUCGACUGUUUGUACAGAAGAAGAAUCAUCUCAAAGUGCAUCGACUACGAAGCUCAGAAGUUUAAUUUUCACAGCUUUGGCAGAGGGAGAAAUGAUGAAUGAAGACAGCAGGUUGAAAUUAUACUCAAGUAGAUUGCAUAGGCAGGUACACCCAGACUACCAAGAAACAGAAGUCCCUGCRGUAACCCACCAAAACUUUGCAGUGUCUAAAGUGCCCAGUAACAGCAGCUGCAUGAAGCAACCAGGCAGCCCUGCAGCCGAGCUGCAGCAGGGCCUCUCCCCCAGUGAGAGGCAGUGUGUGGAGACUGUGGUCAACAUGGGCUACUCACCUGAGAAUGUCCUGAAAGCAAUGAAGAAGAAGGGACAGAACAUAGACCAGGUUUUGGAUUACCUCUUUGCACAUGGACAGCUUUGUGAGAAGGGCUUUGAUCCACUUCUUGUUGAAGCAGCUUUGGAAAUGCACCAGUGUUCAGAGGAGAAGAUCACAGAACUCCUCCAGCUAAUGAGUCAAUUUAAAGAAAUGGGCUUUGAACUAAAAGACAUUAAGGAGGUCUUAUUAUUACAUAACAACGACCAACACAACGCUUUGGAAGAUCUAAUGGCCCGUGCAGGAGCCAGCUGAAGACACAUUCCUGGAUUCUUGGCGUGCAGCGGAGCAGGACCGGCCCCGCCACCUUCACAUCCAGUGUGACUUGCUCUCAGCGGGAAGGAGUCCAGCUUUUUGCAAACAAGGGAGAGUAACUGAGCAAGCCUGCCUGUGUGCAUCACUCCAGCAUUUCUCUUUCCACUGAGGGCCAACUGUCAUUCUUAAAUUAAAAUUUUAAAGUGUCCUUUCCUAAGUUUCCUUUUUCCAGCUUGGCCACGGAGAGUUGAGACUGCCCAGCCUCUACUGGAAUUGUACAUAGGUAGAGAUGGAGUGGUUCCCCCUUCAUUGUUGCACUGGAGUUGGACAGAAGAAUAUUAAGUUGGUUCUGAAACUAGGAUGCUUUGGUUCUUUGAAGCUGCUUUCAUGGUGUCUUGUCUGCUUGUACUGAAUUACUUGACUGUGUCACAGUCCAGAUUACCUGGUUAAAUUUGACCUUUAGUGCAAUGGAGUUUUAUUUUUUGGUUGGAAGUUAGUCUGUAACUUAGUAAAACACUGGUUCAGAAACUGUCACUAUGCAUAAAGAGAGAACUUCGUUUUGUCCUCUUGGUUUUUGUUUUUUACCCAUGCAUCCAAUACUUCUGCCAGACACGAGUGUCCAAUGCUGAGUGGUGUGUAAGUCCCCCUGAAGCAGUUAAGCUGUGAGCUCGACCUGGAGCUGCAACUUGUGUUGGUUUUUAACCUGAAGGCAGAGAGCUGGGGCUCAGUGUUCUUAAUCCCCCAGGCUUUUAGGAUAUUUAAGACAAUGCCCUGCUAGAAAGUCAUCUUUUUGUUUURAAUAAUACACAGUGUGAUGCAGGAGGUUUCUUUCAAGCACUUUCUUUAAAACAAAUAUACUCACUGCAUUAGUUUCAUUUUUCACACUGCUAUAGAAUUACAUAAUAACAUCUAGUACUACAAAUCAGGUUUGGGGUUGUUUUUGAUAGUUCAAAGUAUUACGUUGUACAUUGAUCAAGUUCUAAAUACAUUAAAUAUCAGCAGUCUUGAGAAAUCUCUAAUUUGCUAAAUAUUUUGAUUCUGCAGAACUAAUAAAACCCUCAAAUAUAACUCCCAGUGUCAUGGUUCCCAUCUCUCAUGCUCCUUCGCUACAGCAGACAAGGAAGUUGCUAGAUCCUUGCCCACUCACGUGCUGCCAGCUCCUGUGGGCACAUGUGAACAUUGUUGGGCAGAACAACAGAAGUCUCUGGGCUGCAGCUGCAGUAGUGGAAGGUGCUGUGCUUCUUCUGUGGCUUAUUUUUGUUUGUUGCAAAGCCCCAGCCUAGGGAUUCAGACUUAGGUUAGAGCCCAGAGCCGGAGCACUGGACUUGUGGGGGGAGARCGGCUCAGCUCCUUACAUCAGUGUUUGUUUUUCAGUAGGAGGUUUCAGCUCACCAGGACUCCAAAGAAGAUGGCAUUUGUAUCCAUUUUAGCUUUCUAUGACCAAAACAUCUAAUUUGGGUCCUGGAAUUCUCUGUGUUAAUGAUGUCCCUUUACUUAAAAUGAUGCAAGGGUGGGAUUUGCUGGCAAGUAUCUAGGAGCUGUGGARAGAGACGAGGUUGCAGGGCAGGUUGCCUUGUACAUACCCCCUACUGUUGAACUUCAUCAGUUUCUAGUGGUGGAGUGGAAAUAAGGCUUAUCUAAGGAGAGCAUUCAGCAGCUGCUGUUUCUGUGGGUGCAAGUAAUGCCCAGCUUUUCUUCCUUCUGAGGUGAGAAAUGUGAUGGUUUGAGGUGAGAAAAUGGGCGUCCUGAUUAAUUGGGAAACCUUGAAAAUUCAAACUGCUUUACGAUCGCUACUGAGCAUUUGGUUGUGUUGGUUGUUCUGGUUUUCUCAGAACUGCUACCCCAACAAAUCCCUGUCAGAGAGUCCUGAAGGGGCAAGGAGUCUUUGGGGAAAGAACAAUUUAGACCAAAGCUCCGAAUAAAGUAAUAUCUGAUUGUAUUAGUAUGUGUUAUUUUUUUCGCAGUUCCCCUGUGAGGUCUGGCUCUUAACACCACAGUGUAACCAUUCUGCUUUUGGAGACUGUUGUAGAGGUGAGAACAGAGCAGUGAAGAUGGAAGUGACACCUGUGAAGACGGUGUAUGACAGAGUACUGUGUCUCCCUGCGUCUCCCUGCUCUUGAUCUCUGGACUUAAGUCUGUGAGUGGUUGCAGGCAUGAAGUGCAUUCCUGGGGUGGCAUCUUGGAGAAGACCGCAGCAUGAGUGGAUUAAAGGGGGGCGGGGCCGAGGCAUUGCUGAAUAAAUGUGUAAUAAGAGACACAAUGUGACACGAGUUCACUGUCCCGGGUGCUGUGUAUCCCUUGGUAAUGCUGCUACUGUUCUGUCCCGGUACUGUUCASUGUGGGUGUGGGGAGGUCCUGCUGAUGCUUGGAGCAAGGCUGGCCUCUGCCCUGUUGCUGGCUGGUGAGAGGAUUGGCUGCACCCUUGGUCAUGCUUGUGACCUCAGAGCUUUUCUUUAGGCUCUCAGGUCACAUUGAUUUAUGUCCCUGCUGUACCUUUGUCAGAGGCGCUGAGGUCUGUGUGCCCGGGUGGGAAGGGUGGUGACAGACAGAGCCAAAACUGGUGGUUGUGCUUUGAGCCAGAGCCCCCCUGAGCUGCCUCCUACUGGUUCUGGGUAGCAACAGCUUGGAAAUGGCUUCUGAAACACUCCCAACAGGCCCAUUGAGAAGGGGAUCUCGUAYAGAUUUAAUCUUUUGCAGUCAAUCAAAUGGGGAUUUUGAUUAUGUUUACCUAAAGUGAUUUUUACCAGAGUUCUGUAGCAAAUUGUAUUUUAUUUAACAUGGUGUCAGCUAUUG
Molecule: messenger RNA, 4776 nt
Organism: Malurus melanocephalus (red-backed fairy wren)
Lineage: Eukaryota; Metazoa; Chordata; Aves; Passeriformes; Maluridae
Gene: UBAP1
Product: ubiquitin associated protein 1
Exons: 9
Coding region: 322-1983 (553 amino acids)
Biological process (GO): ubiquitin-dependent protein catabolic process via the multivesicular body sorting pathway; regulation of DNA-templated transcription
Cellular component (GO): ESCRT I complex
Molecular function (GO): ubiquitin binding; DNA binding
Source: RefSeq, a predicted model, not a curated record